AAAAAAAUGAGUAUAUAAAAAGUAGAUAAUAAAAAUUUAUUAAACUUAACAAAUGACAACGAUGCAUUAUUAAAAAAAUCCCAAACAAAUUAUUUGACUGACCGAUUUAUUCCCAGCCGUAAAUUUUCUAAAUUAAAUAUAUAUUAAGCCCAUGAAGUAAAAGAAAAUAAAACUUAAGCGUCUUAAUAUUAAAAUAAUAAUAAUAAUAAUCCCGUUAUAAUCAAAAACGCUGUAAAUAAAGAAGAAGUAAACUAAACAAGUAUUGCCUAACUUUAUAAAAAUUGUAUAUUGGGAAUAAAAGACUAAAAAACUUCAGAUAGUCAAGCUUAAAUAGUAAAACAUUUAAUCCCAUAUAAAAAUUAGAACAUCCUCCGAUUUUACAAAUCUAACUAUAAUUUGUAAAAAAAAGCAAAUCAAAAUUAUCUUCUUAACUUAGAAGAAGAUAUGCAAUCAUAAUUUAAAAAUUAACGAAAAAUAGCCAAAGUUCCUUAUAAAGUAUUAGAUGCACCUGCUCUUUAAGACGAUUUUUAUCUUAAUUUAAUAGAUUGGUCUAAUUCAAAUAUUCUAGCUGUUGGUUUGUCUUCUUGUGUUUAUUUGUGGAGUGCAUAAUCUUCUUCUGUAACAAAAUUAUGUGAUUUUGGACGAAAUAAUGAAGUUACAUCUGUUAAUUGGUCUCCUUCCAGUCCUUUAAUUUCUAUUGGCACAAACUCUGGAGAAGUAGAAAUUUGGGAUACUUAGAAAUAAAAAAUGGUAAGAGUAAUUUCUGGUCAUACAUAAAGAGUGGGAGCAUUAGCAUAAAAUUAAAAUACUUUAAUAAGUGGUUCAAGGGAUACCACUAUAUUAUAAAGAGAUAUAAGAAGUUAAAAUAAUAUCGAGUAAAAAUUUUUGGGACAUAAAUAAGAAGUAUGUGGUUUAAAAUGGUCUUUUGAUUAAUAAUAAUUAGCUUCAGGAGGAAACGACAAUAAAUUAUAUAUAUGGAAUAUGUAAACAUAUAAACCAAUAGUAAGAUUUGAUAAUCAUAAUGCUGCCGUAAAGGCUUUAGCUUGGUCUCCCCAUUAGCACGGGUUAUUAGUUUCUGGAGGAGGUACUUAGGAUAAAACAAUUAGAUUUUGGAAUACUUUGACUAGUAAAUAGUUGUAGUGUAUAGAGACUGGAAGUUAAGUAUGUAAUUUGAUUUUUAGUAAAAAUACUAAUGAAAUUGUAAGUACUCAUGGAUAUAGUUAAAAUGAAAUUAUUAUAUGGGGAUAUCCUGAUAUGUAAAAAAUUACUACACUUACAGGACAUUCUUGUAGGGUUCUUUAUUUGGCAAUAAGCCCGGAUGGAUAGACAAUUGUUACAGGAGCUGGUGAUGAAACUUUAAGAUUCUGGAAUAUAUGUGGAAAAGGAAAAAAUGAAGAUGAAUAUUAAGAAUAUAAUUAAUCAUAGCUAAUGUAAUAAAAAAAUAUUUCAAUUAGAUGA
Molecule: messenger RNA, 1458 nt
Organism: Ichthyophthirius multifiliis
Lineage: Eukaryota; Ciliophora; Oligohymenophorea; Hymenostomatida
Exons: 3
Biological process (GO): positive regulation of anaphase-promoting complex-dependent catabolic process; anaphase-promoting complex-dependent catabolic process; positive regulation of ubiquitin protein ligase activity
Cellular component (GO): anaphase-promoting complex
Molecular function (GO): ubiquitin ligase activator activity; protein binding; anaphase-promoting complex binding
Source: RefSeq, a predicted model, not a curated record